GGUUCACAUUGGUGUCCCCCGCUACGUUCCUUUUUUGCCUUCCCGCUUCUGCGCAGCUCGACCCGGCCAAAGCCAUCCAGCCUGCCCCCUGUGUGUCUUGCCCCUUGUGAGCAGCAUGUCUGAAUACGGCGGUCUGCCGACUAAUGGAGUCGGCGCUGGGAUGAAAAAUGAUGCUUUUGCUGAUGCUGUACAACGAGCCAGACAGAUUGCAGCUAAAAUUGGCGGAGACGGUGUUCCCACAGCAAGUAACAACGGAGGAGCUGAGAAUUAUCCAUUCACAGCACAGAAACGAUCCUUGGAAGAAGCAGAUGAACCUGAUGCCAAGAAGGUAGCAUCACAGAGUGAAAGAGAUUCUGCAUUGUCUAUUGGAGCUCAGCUGGCUGCCCUGUCCCAACAAAGUGUCAGGCCCUCCACAAUGACAGAAGAGUACAGAGUGCCUGAUGGCAUGGUUGGCCUCAUCAUCGGCCGAGGAGGUGAACAGAUUAACAAAAUACAACAGGAUUCUGGCUGCAAGGUCCAGAUUGCUCAUGACAGUGCUGGUCUUCCAGAGAGAAGUGUGUCUCUGACAGGGUCACCAGAUGCCAUACAGAGAGCCAAAGCACUUAUAGAUGACAUAGUGUCCAGGGGUCACGAAUCAUCCAAUGGGCAGGCAGGUUCCAUGCAGGAGAUGAUCAUCCCUGCAGGCAAGGCCGGCCUCAUUAUAGGCAAAGGAGGAGAGACCAUCAAACAGCUACAGGAGCGAGCUGGAGUUAAAAUGAUUCUUAUUCAAGAUGGAUCUCAGCCACCUAACAUAGAUAAACCCCUACGCAUCAUUGGAGACCCCUACAAAGUGCAGCAAGCAAAGGAGAUGGUCAAUGAGAUUCUACGGGAAAGGGAUCACGCUGGCUUUGGAGACAGGAACGAAUACGGAUCAAGGAUGGGAGGAGGUGGUGGUGGCGGCGGCGGUGGCGGCGGCAUUGACAUAGCUGUGCCCCGCCACUCUGUGGGAGUUGUGAUUGGCCGUAACGGGGAGAUGAUUAAGAAGAUCCAGAGCGAUGCCGGUGUAAAAAUACAGUUUAAACCAGAUGAUGGUACGGGUCCUGAUAAAAUAGCCCAUAUUAUGGGUCCACCAGACCAGUGUCAGCAUGCUGCUUCAGUCAUCACUGACCUGCUACAGAGCAUCCGUGCCAGAGAGGAGGGUGGACAGGGGGGCCCCCCAGGUCCUGGUGCAGGGAUGCCGCCUGGUGGGCGUGGGCGUGGUAGAGGCCAGGGGAACUGGGGUCCUCCAGGAGGAGAGAUGACCUUCUCCAUUCCUGCUCACAAAUGCGGGCUUGUCAUUGGCAGAGGAGGAGAGAAUGUCAAGUCCAUCAACCAACAGACUGGUGCAUUUGUGGAAAUAUCUCGUCAACCACCACCAAACGGUGACCCAAACUUCAAACUGUUCAUCAUCCGAGGGUCCCCGCAACAGAUUGAUCAUGCAAAACAGCUCAUAGAAGAGAAGAUUGAGGGUCCACUGUGUCCAGUGGGUGGUGGUCCUGGUCCAGGAGGCCCAGGUGGUCCGAUGGGUCCCUAUAACCCCAACCCAUAUAAUGCAGGGCCUCCUGGUGGUGCUCCCCAUGGAGCCGCACCUGGUGGUCCCCAGUACUGUCCUCAGGGUUGGGGAAAUACCUACCAGCAGUGGCAAGCCCCAGGUCCACAUGACCCAAGUAAAGCGGCAGCAGACCCAAAUGCAGCAUGGGCUGCGUAUUACGCACAAUACUAUGGCCAACAGCCAGGGGGUGCGAUGCCAGCCCAGACUCCAGGAGCUCCUGCAGCAGCAGCACCUGGGGACCAGAGCCAAGCAGCACAGACCUCUGGAGGCCAGCCAGACUACACAAAGGCUUGGGAGGAGUACUAUAAGAAGAUGGGCAUGACCCAGCCAGCUGGAGGGGCAGCAGCUGCUCCAGGCGCAGCAGCCGCAGCCGCAGCAGGAGGAGCUGCUGCUGGAGGCCAGCAGGACUACAGUGCAGCCUGGGCUGAGUACUACAGACAGCAGGCUGCCUAUUAUGGACAGGCAGGGCAGGCUCCUGGACAGGCAGCUGCUCAACAGCAGGGACAACAGGCCCAGUAAACAAGUGGCUUGGUCUGUUGGAUGGUUUCGAUGGUUCUCUGGAUUUGUUUGUUUUUUCUGUCAAGAGAUUUCCUUUUUGGCUUUAAUAAGACAAGACCAUGGUUUACUCAUCCACCCAGACAUUUUCUAUUCCAAACCUCCUUGUUUGUUUUUUAAAGUCAAAAUUGAAGAAAGGAAAAAGGGAAUUUGCCCAUGCAUUGAACAAAGCACUAAACUACUUCAGUUACUAUUCAGUUUGCCCCUUCACCUCACACACACCUUGUAAUACAUCUGAUAGUUUUUUAAAAAUGUGAAAUAAUAAGCAUUUUGCUUGUAAGCUAGCACAACAGCAUCUCAACACAGACUCACAUUUAAGUGGUUUUCCCCUUCAAUUUCCUGAGGGUAAAAACUGUCAAGCAGUAUUUUGAAUAUAUUCAAAAAUUAUGUUUGUAAGAAAGACAAUUGCAAAAUUUUUGGUCCUUUUUUUUUUUUUUUUUUUUUUUU
Seriola dumerili (greater amberjack) is the source of this 2572-nucleotide messenger RNA. It is a transcript of the gene khsrp, whose product is annotated as far upstream element-binding protein 2-like. Gene Ontology annotation, cellular component: nucleus; cytoplasm. Gene Ontology annotation, molecular function: mRNA binding. The transcript is spliced from 18 exons. Gene Ontology annotation, biological process: regulation of DNA-templated transcription. Lineage: Eukaryota; Metazoa; Chordata; Actinopteri; Carangiformes; Carangidae. The record is from RefSeq and is a predicted model, not a curated record. The coding region runs from base 116 to 2089 and encodes 657 amino acids.